AAUAUACUAAUCUGUGGAUACUCAGCUGUCGUCUGUCUACAUCAGCUGAGUGCUACUAACAACACUGAAUCAACUUCGAAUUGAUUACGUUUCGAUAAAAAAUGAGUGAAAUUAUUGUUUUAUUUGAUGGGUUCUCAAACAUGAGUGGAAAAGAUCAGUUAGAUGCCAAUUGCAGUUGUACUCUGAUAAAAGGAAUGCAUAAUAUUAUUGUUGACACCAUGACAGCUUGGGAUGCGGAUAAGAUAAAAAAUGCCCUACAACAAAACCAAAUGAUACCUGAAGCAAUAAACUAUGUUGUGUCAACACAUGGACAUUCAGACCAUGUAGGAAAUAACAAUCUCUUUUUAAAUGCAAAACAUAUUGUUGGGUUCAGUAUAUCAUUUAGAGAAAAAUAUUUUAUGCACCCUUUUGAUAAAGGUGAAGAAUACAAAAUUAAUGAUAGUGUGAAAGUGAUACCAACCCCUGGACACACACAAUCUGAUGUCACAGUAAUUGCAACAACUAGAAGAGGAGAAGCAAUAGCUAUUACUGGUGAUUUAUUUGAAAGACGUGAAGAUAUUGAAAAUCCUAGUAUUUGGUUGGAAGCUGGAAGUGAAGACCCAGUACAGCAAAUGAAGAACAGAUCGAAAGUCGCAGAUUCAGCAAGCUGGAUUGUACCCGGUCAUGGUACUAAAUUUCGAGUGACUGAUGAAAUAAGACAAAUAUUAAGGAAACAAGCUCAAGAUAGUUCAUAGUAAAAAAUUCAAGUCCAUAAUGUAACUUUGAUAUUUUACUGCUGCAGAAAUAAAAAUACGAAAUAUUGAAGAAAAAA
Bombyx mori (domestic silkworm) is the source of this 811-nucleotide messenger RNA. RefSeq names its product metallo-beta-lactamase domain-containing protein 1. The coding region runs from base 102 to 734 and encodes 210 amino acids. Lineage: Eukaryota; Metazoa; Arthropoda; Insecta; Lepidoptera; Bombycidae. The transcript has 4 exons. The record is from RefSeq and is a predicted model, not a curated record.